AUGUCGUUUGUUAAACCUACCACUCAUAUUUUGUUAUAUUCCUUUUUAUUUGGCGGUGUUACCUUUUAUUCAUAUUUUGCAUCACCAAUUGCUUUUAAGACCCUAGAAAGAAAACAAUUUUCAAUUUUGCAACAUAAAGUUUUCCCAGGGUUUUUCACGUUUCAAACACUCAUCCCAAUUGCUUUGUAUUUAACUUAUCCACUACCUAUUUCCACAGCUGGUAAUACAAUUAAAGCACUCUUAUCCAUUGCUUCCAUAACAGGUUUAGCUAAUCUAGCUUGGAUCUCACCAUGGUGCCAAGAGAUUAAGGAAAAAAGAAGUAAGGUCGAAGAAGCUAGUGCCGAGGACCUUGCCUUAAGAAAAGAGUUUGGUAAAGCGCAUGGUUUGAGUUUAUUGUUUAAUCUAUCUCAUGCUGUUAGUUUGCUUGCCUACGGUGUACUUUUCACCAGGAAGGUGUUUAAGUAUAUCCCAAAGUAA
Molecule: messenger RNA, 477 nt
Organism: Saccharomycodes ludwigii
Lineage: Eukaryota; Fungi; Ascomycota; Saccharomycetes; Saccharomycodales; Saccharomycodaceae
Gene: TMH18
Product: Tmh18p
Exons: 1
Coding region: 1-477 (158 amino acids)
Source: RefSeq, a predicted model, not a curated record